AUGGACAAAGUUCAAAGUUCUUUUGCUGUUUUAUUUUUGUUUUUAAUGGAGUACCCACUUCAUCUGUGUGUGCCUUAUGCAGAUUAUUUUCCCUUAGAAAGACAGCCAAAUGUCACCAAACAACCCAUACAGUUCGGUAAGCAAUUUCAUUUGGUCCAUGGAGCUAUCCCAAGACCCAAAGCUCCGAGUACCACGCCCAUGCAGCCCCCAGCGAGCACUGAUGAUGAGAAGAGUGAGCCUGCAAGGACCACCCUUGGUUUUAUAGGAUAUUCAGUGGGCCUAAACACCAACCCCUGGAAAGCAGCAUGGAUUCCUCAUAGACCUGCUUUUGUUAAAGUAAUUACAAUUGCAUGUAUAGCCCUCACUAUUGCCCUGAUAUUUGGGACCAUUAUUUCCUACGUGAUAUAUCGACUGGUAGAGGCUGAGGAAAAACAACAACUUGCAUCACUUUAUAAAAAUAUCAAGAUCCCAUCGUUAGGAGAUGAAGAGGAAUUCUUUGAGGAUGAGAGCCAGGAUGAGUCCACGUACCUGCUUCCAGAGAAUGAGAAGGAACUGGAAAAUUUCAUUCAUUCAGUUAUUAGAUCCAAAAGAAGAAAACAUUUUGAAAAGAAGAGACUGAAUGCAGCACAAAACUUAGUGAAGGAAGUGAAAGUAAAGGAUCCUGUGCAUACUGCCAAUGUGGGGAGUCUGUGA
Messenger RNA from Rangifer tarandus platyrhynchus (Svalbard reindeer), 693 nucleotides. The record is from the annotation of a GenBank genome assembly. NCBI's taxonomy places the organism in Eukaryota, Metazoa, Chordata, Mammalia, Artiodactyla, Cervidae.